GGAGUACAGACUGUAACUGCUCCUCACUGCGUUACCCAGUAAUGCGCUGAGCGGGGAAGCGGGGGCGGGGGGGGCAGAGGGAGCGAGAGAGCCUGCGAGCGAGGGAGCGAGAGAGGGAGCGAGCGAGCGAGCGCGAGCGGCCGCGGAGGCUCGGGACCCGGCUGGCCGCGCGGCGCCGCAGCCGCCCCCUCCCCCACGCACCCCCCCGCCCCCAGCGGCGGCGCGAGCGGGCGGCGGCUGUGCGGUGCGGUGCAGAGCGGAGGCGGAGGCGGGCGCGCGGGCAGCUCGCGGGCACCCGGCCGGGCGGGCGCGGGAGCGGGAAAGGGUGCGCUAUGCCUUUAACGCCCGCGUACAGUAGACAUGUAUAGUGGAGUGUAGGGAAACUCUAGGCGGGGUUAAAGUUCAGCUCAUGGAGCGGCAAUCGCGCUGGCUGGCUGGCUGCAGUUGAGCCGAGUUGGAAAUGUGAACGCAAGAAGCAGGCUUGAUUUUUUUUCUCCCCCCUUCUCUCUCUCUCUCUUCCUCUCUCCCUCUUUCUCCUUUCUCACCCGCACUCACGCACACCUCCAAACCGCACACCCAGACGCACACGCACACCCCACCGCCCGGCAGUUAUGUAUUCUCCGCUCUGUCUCACCCAGGAUGAAUUUCAUCCUUUCAUUGAAGCACUUCUGCCCCACGUCCGAGCCUUCGCCUACACAUGGUUCAACCUGCAGGCCCGAAAACGAAAAUACUUCAAAAAACAUGAAAAGCGUAUGUCAAAAGAAGAAGAGAGAGCCGUGAAGGAUGAGUUGCUAAGCGAAAAACCAGAGGUCAAGCAGAAGUGGGCAUCUCGACUUCUGGCCAAGUUAAGGAAAGAUAUCCGACCUGAGUACCGAGAGGAUUUUGUUCUUACAGUUACGGGGAAAAAGCCUCCAUGUUGUGUUCUUUCCAACCCAGACCAGAAAGGCAAGAUGCGAAGAAUUGACUGCCUUCGCCAGGCAGAUAAAGUCUGGAGGUUGGACCUUGUUAUGGUGAUUUUAUUUAAAGGUAUUCCGCUCGAAAGUACUGAUGGCGAGCGCCUUGUAAAGUCCCCACAGUGCUCGAAUCCAGGGCUCUGUGUGCAGCCCCAUCACAUAGGGGUUUCUGUUAAGGAACUCGAUUUAUAUUUGGCAUACUUUGUGCAUGCAGCAGCAACCCUGCGAAGCAGUGCUAUCAUCAUCCCCAUUUUACAGAGAAGAAAACUGAGCCAAAGAGAGGAGGGAAGCGGUUUGAUAUAUGAGAAGCAUGGUCUUUGGAGUCAAGAAGAUCUGAGUGGGAGCUGUGCUUUGUGACCUUAGACAAGUUAGUUAGUCUUUCCAAGGUCUAGUUGGCUGUCUAUAAAAUAAUAGCAGUAGGGUUGGUAGGAGGAUUAAAUAAGACAUUGCAUGGAAGGUCUAGAGCACGUAAUAGGUGGCUUGCUAUUAUUGUAUUAACAGAGCUGCCCUGGUUUUUCUUCCCAUUGUUCAUUUUCAUAAAAUACAUAUUAAGUUUUAUGAUUGAAUAUGAUGUAAAAUUUUUAAUAAACAUGUCUAGAGUCGAAGAUUUAAGACUUUAAAAAGGGCUCCGAUAUGAUUGGUUUCUUGGUGAUUAGUAGUGGACAGUGGAAAGCUACUUAUUUUAUGAGAUGUUUAGGAGAAAGUACUAAAUGAGGUUUAUAAUGAUAACAGCCCCUUUAAUUAGACGACCAGAUAAAGAAGUCAUUCCCAAUGCUGUCCAGGAAGGGGGUGGAUUUCCUGCUACAUUGGAGUAGCCGUGGGUAAAGGACUCCAAAGCAUUCCUGAAUUAAGAGAGCUUGGAAACUAAAAAAACGCAAGUAUUUCUUUUCUUUUCAGAAAUUGACAUACUGCAUUCUAAUGAUAUUAAGUAAAAGUUGUUUUUUCAGGAGAAAAUAGCUCUCUCUUGAGAGAGUUGCAUUGUCUAUCAAAUUUACAUAUUUGAUUUUGGAGAAACUGAAACCUGUUUAUUCUAUACAAGUAGUUAUUUGUGUCCAGAUUCGCUCUUCUGGAAUCCAUCAUUAAUCAGUUAUGGUUAAAUAGUUUUCUCUCCCCCAGAAGGUUUUUGUAUGUUAGUCAUUUUUUUUUAAAUUUAUUUUUCCAUAUAAUCUCUUUGAGAGCAAGAAUCAGGGAACCUUCAAAGUAGAGAGUGUAGUAUGUACCUAGGCUCAAAUUUAAUGUCUUUAUUUUUAAGUACUUCUAUUAUAAAAAGUAAUAUGAGCUUAUUAUAGAUCAUUUGGAAAAUAUAGAAAAAUAGAAGGAAGAGAAAUCCAUCAGCUAAAAACAGUUAUCAUUAACACCUUGAUGUAUUUCCUUCCAGAUCUUUUUCUAUUUGUACAGAGCACUAUGGUAGAUACUCAUGAUUAUAAAUAUAUAUGUAAGAACCUCAAAGACCUUCUCAUGCUGAGGCCAGGUGUUGUUGGACAGAAACUGAUGGUAGCCAGGCAAAGUGUAUAGACAUGAUAAUAAGGAUGACAGAAUCACAGGGAAGGAUAGACUACCUUUGGUUUCCUCAGCCCAGGGCUCCCUCCUCUCUGCCGGGGGAAAUGCGGUUUCUCCUGUGGAAUAAGAUUGUAGAGGGAAGGUGGGCAAACUCAAAAGAAAUCUACUGUUUGCCCCUGUGGCAGGUAACAAGGGCAAGAAAACAACCCAGUUGUGCUGUGUUGUGGUGUUCCUGUAUUCAGAAAAAAAGAUUAGUUUGCACAAGUCCAAGUUUUGAAUGUAGUUUUUCCCCCUGAACAUUUCUCUUUAGGGCUUAAGUUAUUAUCAUUAACUUUAAAUGUGGAGGGGGGGCACAUAAACAUGAGAGAAUUGAGAAUUGGUAGCACAUACAAAUUUUUGCAACAUCUAUCACAGUCCUGAAUCAUGAAAAACUAUUUUUUUUUUUAUUGAAUUCUGUCGUUAUUUAUAGAUGCUUUCUACUUUGGCCCAAGCAUCUCUGGCUUUUAUCCUGCUGAAUCAUACCUUAUUCUGUUACAUAUGUGUGUGUGUACAUGGAUGUGUAUGUGUGUAUAUAUAUAUAUAUAUAUAUAUAUAUAUAUCCAUUAUUGUACAAAGACUGGAAGAAUGGAUACAGCAUUGGGAAAUGUGCAAGAUUUCCAAAGAUUGUAUUAAGAAAUGAUUUUAUUAUAAUCCUUCCUGAUUGGACACCUCAAACCUGUUAUUCUCAUCUGCAAAGUGAACGUUGUUAUUCCUUUUCCCUGGGCUUCUUGUCUCCAUCUGCAUGCAUUGCUCAGGUGGACUUCUUUACUGAAGGGAAGAGCAUAAUAUUCUUCUAGUUUGCCUAGCUCUUUGGCAUUUAAACAAGCUAGAGAGAUGCAUAAAUUUAGCAAAGGAUCGGGGCCAAAGUGAUGGCUGAACUGGCAUCAUUUCACAUUUUUCAUGCUCUGUAUUUAUAGCAAUAAAUUUCAAGCAAGGAAAUAAAUUGCAAGGAGUAUGCUGUAUUAGGAAGGAAGUUUGUACACUUUUGUGGCUUAUUGGUAUCUUAGUAUAACCUUCUUCCCACUUCCCUGGUUGAGUGAACUGAAACGGAUAAGUUCAGGAACUUUUUGGUUGUUCAUGUGUCUGGCUGGUUAAGUGAUAGGUUUUUUUUUUUUUUCCUCUUCACUAAACUGGGCUCCCAGAAUUAUUGUGCUUGGUUAUUUGUGACUUUCUUUUAAGAAACUUACCCCAUAACACACACACACAUGCACACACGCACACUCACACUCACAAUCCCUCUCUCUCUCCCAUCCUAGAGCCUGAAGAUAUCCUCUCCUGAAUGCUGCCUCCAUACUUAGAACAUUCUAGGGCUUUGCAGUAAAUUGCAUAUGUUAACUUAAAAAACAAACAGUACCCAUUUUUUGAUGAGAAGCCUACAGUGGUACAAUAAAAUUGUGUUUCCCAGUCAUUGAGAAGCUUUAAUAAUAUUGAGAAAAUUUUGGUUGCAUGAUUGUCUCGCUCUUUGAAUCAGCGGUUAGUUACAGUUUAGAAUAAAUUGCCAAGGGGCAUCCAGCUGGCUCAGUUGAUAGAGCGUGUGACUCGAUCUUGGGUUUGUGAGUUCAAGCCCCACGGUGGGUGUAGAGAUUACUUAAAAAUAAAAUCUUUUUUUUUUUUAAAGAAGAAAUUGCCAAAUUACUAUUUAUUUAACAGCAAUAAUAUUUAAAUGAUGAUAAAUAGUAACAGCUUAUUUUUUAAAAUAAAGAUACCAAGCUAAAUGCUUUCAUGAUGAAUGAUCUCAUGUAAUUUGCUCAACAACCUUUGAAGUCUUAUUACCAUUAUUCCCAUUUUACAAAUGAAGAAACCCAAUUUUUUUUUUAGAGGAAGAGAGACCGUGCGAGCAGGGGUUGCAGUGAGGAGCAGAGGGAGAGGGAAGAGACUCCUAAGCAGGCUCCAUACCCAGCGUGGGGCCCAACACAGGUUUCGAUCUCCCAACCCUGACAUCAUGACCUGAGCCGAAAUCAAGAGUCAGACGCUUAACCCUCUGAGCUACCCCGGCGCCCCAAAUCCAAUUUUUUGAGAGCCUAAAUUAAUUUCUUUUAGAAUGUAGGUCAUAAAUAUCUAGAAUAAGUAAGUGACACCAGGAAAUAUUCCCCUCAACUAAGCAUGUUUUCCCCCACUUAUUCCAUCAGGUAGAGAUUUUUGGAAAAGGGGCCUGUUUUUUUUAAAAAGAGAAAGCCCCAGUGGGGAUUUUAGUCCUUGUUAAUCAUACACACUUAGGGUGUGAAUUUGAAUGAGCAAAUUGGACUGUUGGAUAUCUUGUAGGAGAAUGGGUGUUGGUUGUGAGAGACUUAAAGGAGGGGUGAUGGUUUUAACAUAGGAGUUUGUUUUCAAAAGUGGGACACCUAAGGGCACAAGGUGAGGUAGAACAUCCAACACAGACUCCACCUACUGCUAACACUUCACCUUUUACCCCAGUGAAAAUUUUUUUAUCUGUCGCCUUUGAGACACACACACCAAAGCUUCUUGUCCUAUAGAGCUGCCAAAUAAAUUACAUUUCCUUCAAGGACAGUGAAAUACUAGUCUAAAAGGAUGUUUUAGAUUUAGAAAGCAUGAUUUUUGAAUUCUCAGUGUUUCAUACCCAGUGUGGACUGUGAAACCUGUGAGAGGAACUGAAUUGUCCUCAUCUCUAUGUCCUGAGUGCCUGAGACUGCGUCUAACACGUAACGUGGUAAGGAUCUAAUACAGCUUUUUGAGUACAUGAAUGAGUGAAGGAAUGAAUGAACAAAAUUUAUAGUUUUCUUAUUUCAUCUACUAAGCAUCUGCCUGUCGUGUUACAGAACGUAGUUUUAUAUAACAUUCGAGAGAAGGUAUGUAACAUAGCUUUUGUUAACAAUAUCCAUUCAUAUAUAUUGCGAUUGUCCCUAUUGUUAAAGGAGAACUUUGUAGCUUGGUUCAUGAAAGAAAAUUCACAAUUCCGUAGAGUUGGGACCACACCUUCAGACACAGACACUCCAUUCAGACUUGCAGACCCCCACCCUGCUCAGUGCCUGGGUCGCAGCCCAGACUGAGGUUGGGCAGUGGGAAGACUGAAGCCGUGUGGUUAAGCCACUUGGGAUAAUUGAAAGUCGACCAUACUUAUUUUCAAUUUGGCAGCUGCAUUAGCUUUUUCCUCAAGUGUGCAGUUUUCCCUGGCUGUCUUCACACUGUGGCCCACUCACCAUUGGUGACCUGGCAGAGGCUGGGGAGGCUCGCCAUGGCUCUUCCCUGAUGGUUUCCCCCAUUCCAGUAUUUUCCCUGACUUUGCCAUGCUCUCUGGUAUCGGAGAGUUAGAUCAGUUUCAGUGAGUGCAAAAGAAGGUAAAGAUAGACAAAAAUCAAGAAAGCAUAACCUCGAGAAUAACAAUAAUGAAAUUUUAAAUUUAACAUGGUGUGAGUGUGGCUGUAUGCAGAUAUUUAUUGCAUGUCAGAAUGCUUCUGGUUCCUCCAGCCAUUUCACAUAUUUUGAUGCAGACCCUUAGAAAUUUCAGGUGGUCAGUUGAUAUUUGAGUCCACUCAGGUGUCAGCUCCGAUGCUCCAGACUCAGAGACCAUUUUAGUUAGAGGCCCAGCCUGCCUGCCUCAGACUACGUGUGAAUGUGUCAAUGUCAACAGGAGAGAAAGGUUGUGAAGAUAGGUGUUCACGUGGGACAGACUGCAAAUCCAGACCUCCAAGGAUGAGCUGGUGUACAUAACCUUGUUCAUAAUGGGCCUGUGGUUUUUUUUUUCCUUUUUCCAUUUCCAUCUCAAGUUGAUGAUGUGUCAUUUAAAUCUUCACUGUCACCUGGGCAUUGUUUUCUACCCACACUGAACCUGAGUCAGAAGGACCUCAGCUCUGUGGUGAUCUUAUCUUACUGUUUUCCUUGGAUAAAAUGCCCUUGAUACCAAAUAACUGUAUGCUGAAUAUUUAUUAUUGCUAGAGUAUAGUUUCUUGGAAGGGACAUCAGGGUUUCCUAAAGGGGCUGUAAAAUCCACUUUUCCCUUUAGCAUUUACCAACAACUUCGCAAUUUGGGUGGCUUGAAAUAUGGUCAGAGUGCACAUUGCUCAACUUCUCGCAGCUGCCCCUGCCCUUUCACACUGCACACGGAUGAUGUCCCCCGCCCCCGCCAGUCAAACAGUGUAAGGCCUGCUGACGCAUCAGGCAUGGGUAGGGCUCUGAUUAGAUGUUUCACGACUCGAGCAGGGAAGGAUGUAGGCUGGAAAAGUAAGAAUCAGACUACUGACCUGCCUGACUUAGAAGAUAGCACCACUGCAUUUCGUUGGAAAUAUGGGAGUUUGGAGGUGCUCCCAAUCAAACCUCAGCCUGCAGGUGGUCUGCCAUGAUUGGGCUUUUUUCUUCCAGGUGUGUGGAGGGCAUCAUUUCGUGACUCCACCUGGGCCUAGUGGACAGGUGAUUAAAGGAUAAAAAUUUGUGGAUGGCAUCAGAGAGAGAGAAUUCUACCUCGUGGUCAGAAGUGGGGCUCUCUCCUGUAUUCUACUAGAGUUGAUCAGGAUAUUUCUUGCUGGAAGUUGCUUUUCCGGUUUGGAUUGAACCACUUGAGUUAAAUGGAGCCCCACCCUUAGCUUUGCAAGUAAAAAAAAAAAAAAAUCCUGGAAAGUAAGAGUUAUGCUAAUAUCUUGUGUAGGAUCUCAGAUGGGAAUCGGGACCAGGAGCCAGGGAGUGGUGUGUGGCUGAUGGAAGUUAGAAGUUGGGCUAAUAAUAAGUUCCAUUUGCAUCUCAGUUAACAGCUUACAAACUGGCUCACAUAUCUUAUCUGAGCAUUAUAAUUGCUCACUGAGGAAAAUAAGCUGUUAUUAGUAUUUUUACCAUUUUUACCGUUACCAUUAUCACCAGCGUCAUAUUCCAUUUUACAGGUGAUAAAAUUGAGGCUCUGAGAAUUUAAGAGAUUACUGCUGAAUCUGGGCAUAUGACAUGAUCUCUGUCCCCAGAUCCCGCAUUGUCACCCGUGACAACUUAGUGUUGCUAAGCCUAGCUUUCUGGGGACUUCCCUGUCUUUUAUUAUCUCAUAUUUGACAUUCUAGCAGAGCUGAAGAAGUUUUAUAAAUGCGUAUUUUAUUUAAUACUUCAGGAAAUGGCACCCAAGUUAUAUACUUUGCUUGCUAAAAUCAGCACAUUUGUGAAAUCGGCCUAAACUCCUAUAAACUUUCUUAGCUCCUUAAGAUUUAACUUCUAUAUUAUUAUCAUAAAGUUUGCAAAGCACUGCAAAUAUUAAGAGACAUACUUUUCCUCUUUCCUAACACUGGAUAGUACUAUGACAUGUCUGGAGUCUUCAGCAGAAGACACGGCCUGCAGUGAUAAAUUUAUUAAAAUUCAGUGUUUUUCAGUGAGUAAAUUUGUUUAAAAAUUGAGAAAAAUUGUAUCUAGACAGAAUUUGUAGCAUUGCUUUAAAAUGUGUUUUUACUGAAGAGAAUUACAAAGUACGUUUGAUAGAUUCUUCCACAUUGCCAAACUUCUAAAAAUGAUUUUACUGUUAUUUGAGGUAUGAAAUCUUUUCUAUCACAUACGAAUGUUUCCGUUAUUUGUAACACAGCUGGGAAAUUCUAAUGGGGCCAUGUCCCUGCAACUAAUGAUUGUGCAAUGCUAUAAAUUUUUGAUAAGCAUGUUCCAAAUUUUCCUGUCCUAAAAACAAAAGCAUUAAAGUCACUCACUGUUGAAGACAAAAGACCAUAACUUUUCUUUAGGAGACAUCAAUAGAUACAUUUAGAAUGAGGUAACACAUCAAAAACUAGAUCAGAAAUCAGAAGACAACCCCACUGAUAAAAAUUCAAUUCCUCUGUAGCUGAUCAGUAGAAGGUCCUUUCCAAUAACGACCACUGAAUGUAGCAGGCUUUUAAAGUACACCUCACUGUCAUUGUAGAAGUGUAGCUUUCUCAAGUAGGCGAGAUGAACCAACUCUCCUUCUAUCAAGCUAUAAUUGAAUGAGGAUGAUAAUACCUGACCUAUAAAUGACUUCUUUUUUUAUAUUGCCUGUGCAAAUCAGGUGACUACAAACUAGCUAUUUAUUACCUUAUUUCAGGAUCAUGAUGAUCUGAAGUAUUUCACGACUUGUCCGUCCCUUUUCCAUGUGACUCAGAAUCAGAUUCUGCCCUCUGCUUGGCCAGGCGCAUUCCCACACCGAACAGGUAGACUAAACAGGAGGACAUGAGGACUUAGGCGCAUGUGGUCAUCACAUAUGUUCCUUGCUUUGGUUAACUGGACCCUUUGCUAUACUUGAUUGCUUAUUUAACUGAGAAUCUGAUAAUCCCCCCAGAGUGCUGGUGUUGCCAAGUGCAAGGAGAAAUACUGAUGGUCAUAAACUUUGCACAGGCUGAUGCACUCUAAUAGUGCUAUUUGGCACCAUUAAACCUUCUUGUUUCAUUGUCCAUUCACUUCAUCAGCCUUUAGGCCUUUAGUGAGCAUCACUGUAUGCAGUUCUUGGUGAUACAUAGCCCUCAUUUCUAGAAGGGCUCUGAGGUUUGGGUAAUAAUCCAGUGCUGUCAUCCUAUAAUCUUUUCUGGGAAAAAGAUGCAUCUACAUAACCUCAUAGCCUUUAAUUUCUUGGGAUGCCAAAUUCAGUACUGUGGAUUCCAGGUUUUUUUCCUACCACACCCGCAACCUCCAAGUUAAAAAAAAAAAAUUAAGGUGAAUAUAAGACUUUCAAAGAAAGGCAUCUACUUCUUAUUCUAGUGACCAGGAGUACAUAGAAUGUCAUGGCGGAACAAAGAAGUUGUUCCAGUUGGCUCUUGAAACUUGAAAAAGUCUCGCCGUUUCAGCUGAAUUGGAUACUCAGUUUAGGUUUUAAAAAACUGAUCGAUUCAACAAGACAUGAUUGAUUGCUCAGGCAAAGUAAUUGCUUCUGAGACAACUGUUUGGUAUAAUUAUUCAUGUACUAUCUCUGGUAUCUGUGUAGCAAUAAUCUUUACUGUCCUAUUUUGUUUAAUUGUGUAUAUAUUCUCUAGAAAGGAGGUUGAUUAAACUUUGAAGUAGCUUGUAUCUAUUGUAUGAACUCUAUUAAUAUGCAUAAUUAUGCCUGGAAGAGAACUAUAAGUCAUUAUAAAAUUUAUGGUUAGAACAGGUGAUCUAUAUAUUUUUUUCUCGUUAACUUUCUUUUAGCUGUGUUUUUAGAGCUGUUCUGGAGUACACGUUUUGGUUAAUAAUCCAUGACAGAGCUAAAAUCAGGAAGGGAUAGUCCCACAGGACCUGAGCUGAAUCUUGCUGGGAAAAGCUCAAGAUUGGGAAAUAGAACUUUGGAGACAUAGGUCAAAGGAGGAUAUGAAAUAUUUGCCCCACAACCCCAUACAUGACUAACCUUUAUUUUGGAGAGGAAAGGUUUCUCAGGCUCACUGAAAUAGCAUUAGAUUAGAACAAACCUGCCUUCAGUGGUUUAUAAACUCAGAAAUGUAACAGAAUAAAGGCUUAGGAUCAGACAUUGUGUUCAGUCCGAACUCUGCCACUUAAGAACUUUGGGACUUCAGGCAUGCUUUGUAUUAUCUGUUAGCCUCAAUUUCUUCAAACUCUACAAAGGGUAAUGAUAAUAUCUAUAUUCUGGCAUUGUUACUAAGAAGAAAUGAGGUAAUGUCUGAAAGUGUUUAACACAGUCACUGGCACAUAGAAGAUAUUAAUAAGCGUUGGUUUCCUUCUUGUUCAGCAAAAGCUUAAGGAGAAAGCUGGUGGGGAUGUUUAUGGAUUUCAUUACUUGAGUAGCAUUUGCCAAACUUAUUUACUUCAUUGUUGCUAAGUAAUUAAAACAAAAAGACACAUAUCUAAAUAUCCAGAUACAUAUUCUGUAAUUAAGGGACCACUCAUUUUUUGUAGCACAUUUGGAGUCUUACUUUGCCUCUGCCCCUCUGAACAUUUUACAAUUUUAAGAUAUGUUUAUAAGCUCAUUGGGGAGCCUUCUAACUGAAAUGGGGCUUCUUUACCUCCAUUUGUGUACUGAGUUCAGAAUAUCUGAGAACUCCCUGAAGUGUUACGCAAAGUGGUUUAUGUUUGUGAGUGUAUGUGUUUUCUUGGGAAGAGGGGCCAUGGCUUUCAUCGUUUCCAAAAGAGAUACGGGACUCUAAAAGUUUAAUAUUGACUCUAAUGAUAACCUUCUGUUUGCAUUUUUUGGUCCAAGAAUAUACAUAUUGCUAUUGAUAUCUGUUGGGAGAUUUAUUGUUAUAUGUUUUAUACUAAUGGAAACUGGGUCUUUAUGAACCUCAAGCUCACAGAAACUCCUUAGCACACUCAGGAAUGAGAAACUAAGGCACGAUUUGCCAUGACACUGUGGAAGACCCAAACCAGGGAUGGACAACUAAUUCUGCUGUUCACCUUACAUAUAAUUUCUAAAAUAUGUGCCUAUAAUGACAUAAUAAUAAUGCUAUGUUUUUAUACUAUGUGUGAAAGAUAUUAGAGUUUUUUUUUUUUUUUUUUUUUUUUAAGCACUAAAAGGAUGUGAUGUCAAAAUGAUCAUUUCAUGAAUCGUGGUGUGUGGAAUAUACCUUAAAGCAUGAGCCUCAGUUUUUUUGGGAUUGAUUGGUUGAUUGUUUAAUUUUAACAGACUGCCGGGCGCCUGGGUGGCUCAGUUGGUUAAGCGACUGCCUUCGGCUCAGGUCAUGAUCCUGGAGUCCCGGGAUCGAGUCCCACAUUGGGCUCCCUGCUCGGCAGGGAGUCUGCUUCUCCCUCUGACCCUCCUCCCUCUCAUGCUCUCUGUCUCUCAUUCUCUCUGUCUCAAAUAAAUUAAAAAAAAAAAAAAAAAAAAUCUUUAAAAAAAAAAAAGAAUAUGAAAAAAAAAAAAAAAAAAUUUUAACAGACUGCCAUUGCCAAACAGAUUAGCUCCACUUGUCCUUCAUCCCCUCGAUGGGAGUGGAGGGGGGGUGUAGAUAAUCUAUGGAAGAUUCAGAUGGGUUAGAAAACCCACAGCAAGAAGUCUUUUGCUGUGAAGUGUCCCAGUUACAGCUGGGAAAAUUAGGAAUAACACGUACUUCCAAAUAUUUGGACACUGGCCAGUUUGAGAAAAUCUUUAAUAUAGAUAUUUAGCAAAUUCUUAGUUUGUCAUUGAACUGAUCCAUCAUGUACAUAGCUUGAAAUUAUCAAGACUUGUGAGUUGGACAUAAGAUUGUAUUUGCCUUGAUUAGACUUGUCAGCCUUACUGGACAUCUCCUGAAAAAUCCCUUUUGUACCUGGGAUUGUUUAUGUCUAUUGUAUUUGAAACAUUGUUAAUAAUAUAGUCAGUCCUGGUACCUCUGCAAAGUCAGUUUUAGUGGUUACCUGGUUACUUUUGUUCUGAGCACAAUUCAGAUGUCUGGUGGAAUUCUUUUCAUCUAUUGUGCAUUUUUUAUGGUUUCUGUAAACUUGCCCUCAAACUUCAUUCACUCACUUUAUUUAUCCGGCGUAUAAGUAUUGAACAACUAUUAUGGCCUAGGAUACUGUUCUGUGUUCCAAGUAUUAGUUCAUUGCUUUUAAGAGUACAUAUCUAGGGGCACCUGGGUGGCUCAGUCGUUGGGCGUCUGCCUUCGGCUCAGGUCAUGAUCCCAGGGCCCUGGGAUUGAGCCCCACAUCGGGCUCUCUGCUCAGUGGGAAGCCUGCUUCUCCCUCUCCCACUCCUCCUGCUUGUGUUCCCUCUCUUGCUGUGUCUCUCUCUGUCAAAUAAAUAAAAUCUUUUAAAAAAAAAAAGUACACAUCUGGACAUUGUUUUAGAAUUAUUAGCUGUAUUUUGUAUAGAGGAAGAGGUGAGAGAGAACAAGUAAAUUCAGUAAUUUUGUCAGUGUUCAAGCAUCAAAAAUGAUGAAUAUCAAAUAGAAAUACAAGUCUGGGCAUUCUAUUUCCUGACCACAUGAUCCCCCACAGUUUCACAUCUAAUGUGCAUUAUAAAGUGUGUGUAGUAGAAUUGCUGUUUUUCUAAAACCAUCUUUAGGAGAUUUUUCGAAGGAUUUUGAAUUUUUAGGGGAUAUUUCAUUUUGGCUGGAAAUUUGGUGUCUCCAUUGAAACUUGUUCUCAUUCAUCAUUUAGAAUGUCAAAGAAUGUAAAAGUGAAAAAGCCAAUUUUGUCUUAAUUCUGCAUGUCCAUUAUAUUUUAUUUUCAAUUUUUACCUAGUAAGACUCACUUCACUUGCUUCUUAUGAACUGAGCCCAAUAAUCAUAUCCUUUUCAACUAGGUGUGUUAACUAAAUUAUGUAUCCUUGAACAAAGUAACAUAAGCUUUAUGGCUCUCAGUCUACUUCUUGACAGUUUUUAAAUUUUAAGAGUAAUUUUUUACUUAAUUUUUCUGUAAGAGAAUUUCGUGGUAGUAAUCUAAUAAUAGUUUGUGUUUACUGUGUCUCUGAACUUUUCUUCCUUGUUGCUUUUAGAAAUGUAGCACAAUUUAGUAAGUAGUGAUGAGCACUAACACACACCAAAAACUUACAAACGUUUCUAAAAUGCAUCUACUAUUAGGAUUGAAUUUGAUAGGAGUGAUUUAAAUGCCUAGGGCACAAAUGCCUUGUAUCAUGGUAUCUUUUUAAAAAACAAAAACUUACUUCUGUUUAUUAUUACAAGAUUUAUCUGCCAUCAUCAUAAUUUGCAUCAUAUAUCCAGUAAAGAGAAGAAAAUGAAAUCACGUAGGGGAAAAGAAAGUAAAGAUCAACUAGGGAAAACCAUUAUUAAAAUUUUGCUAUUUGGGGGUUUAGCCUUCCAGAUAUAUGUGUGUUUUUUAAAAAAUCCUUCUUAAAAAUGUAAUGCUGUACCACAAACACCUUUUCCUGUCAUCAUACAUUUCCCCACAGCAUUGUGUUUAAUGGCUGCAUUAUAUUUUGUAAUAUAGAUAGACCUUUAUUUGUGAAAUUAGUUCUUCAUUGGAGGCUGAGUUUGUUUGCAGGUUUUGCUGUUGUAACUAACAUGGCAAUUAAUAUCAACAGAGCACAAUCCCAAUUUUGUGUUUAUAGGUCAUCUUUAUAAAAAAGCAAUAUUUACUUGUGAUUGAAGGGGUUUUUUUAAGACAAAACUGAGUGGUAUGGAAUUGGUCAAAUUCUUGCCUUUUAUACUUUCGUAUUGUUUGCACACUUUGUAAAAAUUAUUUUUCAUACUACUAACCUCAAUUAUUUUAAAGCAGUUUUAAAACAUUUAUUAGCUAUAUGGUUUAGAUGUGUUGCAUGAAUAAUCUAGUUUUUAUGGUUAUCUUAUAUUUAAGGAACUACCAAUGAUCUCAUAUUAUUUUCACGAAUAGAAUAAAGUAUAAUAGGGUCCGUUUCAGGACAGCAGGUAAACUAGGGUAUAUUCCAUUGGCAUUUUCCAUCAAUAAUAUGGGAGUAUGUUUAUGCCACUGUUUCCCUGCUGAGAUGUGAAGAAUUUCUUGGGUCUUAGGGAAGAAGAGGGACCACAAAAUUCAUAAUAACUGUGUUUAUAUUUUUAAAAUAAUCUUUUACUUCCUGUUUGUUUUCAAAAUCUAUGAGGCUUUAACUGUAUGUGUUUGUUUUUCCCUGCCCCAUGCCUCUCUAUCCCUCAUAGAAUAUCUUAAAUGCCAUUGGAAUACUUUACCCUGUCCCCUCCAAUUUGUGGGUUUGUGGGCUAGUCUAGCAGCAGGCUUUGGAGAAGUUACUUGCUACCUUAUUAUAACAUACUUAAACUCAAUAGCAAUUCAGGCCUUACUGGGUAUUUACCUAAUUUAUUGUGGCAAUGCGGUAUUUAGUGAAGUCUGUCAGUAUAGUUAAAAGAAAUUAGAGACACUAUCAUUGCUAAAUCACUUAACAAUUCAAAGAAGAAUUGUAAACAUAUGAAUCCAUUUAAUUAUAAUAGUGCCAAUUAUAAGAGAAAUUGUAACGCUGAGAACAGUGGCUUUUAUGUAAUCAUAAUAAUGGCAUGUAUUUAUCUUGGUUUGGCAAGUUAGGCCUUUCUUUAAUACUUGGCUUUGCCUAAAUAGAAUGUGGUUUGCUGAAACCCACAAUAACCCCCACACCCUCCAAUUUGUUAUUGCAGAAAAUACUGAACAAUAAUCAUGCAGUAUGAAUGAUUAAUGUAUGCAUGGGUUAGUAAGUAUCUUUGAGGUUUAAAAAGUGUUUUUAUUUACAUUCUUCUGCUGGCUGAAGGUAUAAAACAAAUAAAUACAAAUCCACAUGUGUUAAAUAUCCCCAUCCCUUUUCAUACAAGUAUUUGCAAUGUGAGUACAAUCAUAGUUUUUUCCUUAUUUUCUUUGCUUUCUGUUUUUUUUACCCAAUGCAUAUCCUUUAAUAAUAUUGUAACUAGUAUUUGGUAUGUAAUCCAUUUUUAAAUUCACCAAGUACUUGGAAUAUAGCUUCCCCAAAAUAUAAAAAUAAUCAAUUUAAUAAUAUUUGAAGAUUGGCCAAUUUAAUUUAUAUUGUCGUGUUGUAAAAUAAUACCUAUUGGAAUCACACUUAUUUGAAGAGCAUAUGUAAAAAGAUUACUCACGUUCUCUGUUUAAUAAAGAUUACGAUUAUUAUUGAGGACGAAGUGCUAUCUAGUGGUAUAAACAAAAUUACUCUGGAAUUGGAACAUUUCUAUGUUUUAAUCUCGGGGCUUUUAUUUCUUUCUCUUUCCUGCUUUCUGAAGAUAAUUUGCCGCAGUUUCACACUGCGCAUUUCUAGAAGUGGAAGGAAAUCCUACUUUCCCUAGGCAAAGAAGAGAGGAAUUUAAGUUUGAAGAGGGCUCUGAUAAAAACUUACUUUUAAACAUUCAGAUAGGUCUUUAAGACUAGCCCUUCCGUGGACACUUAGAAUUCAUUGUGAAAGCUAUGUAUUAUAGAGGACAUCAGAAAUCCAGACUUGAUUUUUUUUGUGAGACACAGCCUAAAAAGUAAAGAGAAACAGGAGAUUUUAAAAAUUAGCAUCCAGAAAGGGUUAAUAUUUUUAUUACUUGAAAUUUGAUAUAAAAUUGUGGGCGACCCAUGACAUGGUUUGGAGUACUUGAUUAUUCUUUUCUCGAUAAAUAAGUGGCAUACAGUUAAUUUCAGCACUGUGAGCAAUGCAUUCUGGGAAGUCGAAAGGCACUGUAAGAUGAGGAAAUGUUUUAGGGCCUAAUCAUGAGAAGAAAGGAGCCUUUCAUAGCCCGUAUGAUGCUGUUGUCAGAGCUAAAGGCAGAUAAUGAUUCAGUAAUAAUGGCACAUUGUGAAUAUUUAAGCUGGAAAGAUUUGGGCAAAAUGAACAGACAUUGUUGGUUUGUUAAAACUGAACAGUUGGUCUUUGGGCUUCAAAAGCACUCUGAACUCAGUACAACAUUUUUAUUCAAAAUUUUUCCUAAAACAAGAUACUUUUUUGAAAGUCAUAUCAAACACCAUCACUGUAAGAAGUUUUAAAAAAUGAUCUACUUGUUUAAUUUUCACUCUAGAAAUUGAUAGUAUGGGCUCUUUUCUCGUUACAGAGAAGUUUAAAAGUUUCACGUGUUUCUUCUUUACAUAUCUUUUCAAUUUCGUUGGCAUAAGCAACACCUUCAAAGAACACUCUCGAACAGAGCAAUGAUGUAAAAUAUUAAAUAUAAAACCAAGAGUGUCAGAUUGCAAAGAAAGUGAAGUAAUUUGCGUUUUGUUCCUAAGGUUUCCAGUACACUCUCAAGAGUCUCGCAGCUGGGGUUCUAUAUACCUUGGCUUUUCUCCUCAUUAGUAUGUUUUCAACCUGUUUGUUUUUGUUCUUGAAACAUCUGUGAAUUGCAGAUUCAUACAGCUCUAGUUUCCCAUUUUGGGGUGAAUGUUACCAGAAGCUUAAGAUUUGAGUCCUCAUAGCCUUCCUUUAACUUGGAUAGUUGAGAACUGAUCCCCAGUCCAAGAGCAGUGCAUUUUAAAACGUAACUAACUUUCAGGGUAGGUUUUUAGAGUUGGUGGCACAUCUGGUAAAAAGCUAGAUUCUGUUUUGCCAAAGUGUGGGUAAUACAGUGUUGUUAUGUUGAAAUAAUGCUUUUUGAGACUUUAAAAUCUGAUUCAAUUAGAAAAGAAAACUUUUAGAAUAAGUUUUGGGACAGAAUUCAACCUCUAUGUAUGUAAGAUACAUCGAUCUCCAGUGAGCCCUCAUUUACUGUAUACGUGCUACAAUGACAUAAAUAAUUCGCAGUCUGGUAUUUCUUUUAUAAAUAUACUUCUCAUGGGCAGUUUUACACAAAGACUGAAAUGAAACAGAUUUCUGAGGCUAUACAAAUGUUUUUUCUUGAGUAAAAAAGAUAACUUAUUAAAAAUGGCUUUAUAAUUUAAACCAAAAUAACUUUAUUUUGGGGGGGGGAGUGUUUCUUUUCUGAGAUUUUUUGAAGGGAAAAAAAUGUCGCCGUAUGUUUAUACUAACAUUCAUUUUUACCCAUAUGCUUUAAAUCUGUGUAUUUGUUUAACCAAAUAUUGUUUAUUUUUAGAACUGUUUGAUUUUUCUUUUUAACUGGAAUUUUUAACUGCAGUUUUUUUUUUAAUUAAGUUAAAUAAAAUUACACUAUUGAAAGGACAUUUUCAUGAGGCGUUUGAACCAAGAAAUAAAUCUUCUGUUACCAUUAGGUGAGACUUUGGGCAGGAAAUAGGCAGAGUCCAGAAGCAAAAAUAAAACAGAAACAAAUGUUUACCAAGAAAGUGUGAUGUGAUCCAGGCAGAUUCUUGUAUCACUUUUUAAAAAGUAGCUUUUAUGCAAGGAACCCAGUGCAGCCAUAAGCAGAAGAGUCUCUCCCCUACUUCUGUAAGGAAACACAAUUUGAAUUUUGGCCAGUUGCAAGCUUACACUUUUUUAAGUUUGUGGGAAUUGAGAAUAUAAAAUGAGAUUGUUUGCUUGGAAGCUCCAUGAAAUUUAACUUAUUUUUAGAAUGUAUGAUCAACAUUUCAAAUUGUAUUUUUAAAAAGUCUCUAUAAUCACUUUUUGACUGUUUUUUUUUAAGAUUACACAUAACGUCAGAAUUGUUGUAAUUUUUUUUUUAAUCUGAUUGUGUGUCUGAGAGUGUGGAUUUCUUAUUUGGUGGUGAGCAGUAGUUUUAUUUAAAAUGAUGGUUGUUAUCCCCCACCCUUCCUCUGUAUUUCUGUUCAUUCAUAUUUACAUUUUUUAUCAGACAACUCUGUGGUCAAAAUCAAGGGAAUCAGGGAUGCUAAACUCUAUUAACAUUUACUCUGAGGUUUUCUGAGGAUAUCAACUAAACCUUUAUCAGAGGAACCUUCCAGGAACAUUAACCUUAAAUUUUGUUAUAAAUAAUUUAAAGCCCAUAUUCAGAAACCAGCCUGUUUGAAAACUGGCCUCUCCACUUACAAAUUACCAGAUGGUUCUUGCCUAAUAUGAAGAGAAAGUCUUGAGUUGGAGUGUUAGUGGGGAGGUGGAGGGAUUUUUCCUGCUGCUAGAAUGGCAUUUUAUUUUUUGAGGUAUAAAACAGUUAAGAUUAGUUAGAUGAUGUACUUAAAAUAGGGGAAUUAUUAAAGAACUUCAAUUAGUUUAAAAAUGUUUAAAUUAGUUUAUUAUCUUGAAUUCAGCUUUUCAAUUUAAUUUUAAACAAUUUCACUUAAUAAAUGUAAGUAAAAUAGGUUUUUAGUAAAAGAAAAUAUACUUAUUCCAAUUAAAAACCUCAAAUUUAUACCAACCAAAAUCCAUUUUUCAAUAUCUGCAUCUUAUGACAUGUUCUAUGGAAAAAGGGAUUGUGUGUGUGUGUGUGUGUGUGUGUGUGAAAUACUUUUAAAAUAUAAAUGCAUAUUGUUGUCCCUCUUGAAGAGUCACAGUGCACAUUAAUAUAUUAAAAGUUCUGAGAACUUAGUUUAACCUAGCAGUUCCUAAAUUUAUCUAUCAGCAGAACCCUUUUUGCUUGUGACCCUUGUUACUCCCCCAAAACACACUUUGCGAAAUUAUGCCUUUCACCUUUUCUCUGCAUUUAAGUGAAGAAACCCAGGAUUUCAGGCCCUUUUGGUAUAAAAAUUAUCUUCCUGCUGACCCUUCUUUUCGGCAGGAGCCCUUAAAAAUGACUAUCUUCCAGCCUCCGUUUGGGUACCAAGUGCCCCCUGGAGGGGGCCUUCCAUCUCAGAAGCAAUGCUGCUGGAUUCAGGGGCCCCACCUUUGCUACUCACCCAGUCCAUUGCAAUUUACUUUAAGUACUUCAGACUGUGUCCUUGGAAGACAGAUUUGCCUGGAGCUGUUCCAAGUUGGCAACGAGAUGUUCUAAUAAAGCUCUAAGUGGUACUACUUGCUGAUCAAGAGGAGAGGGUAGGGGUGGUGACAGUAUGAUGCCACGGAGGUCAUUUCACAGGAUUCUCAAAUCCAUUUUUAAAGGUUCUCCUUUCCUUUCACCCCAUAAUUUCGAGGAUUGCAAAGAUUUGUUAAUGAAGCCCCCUUAUUGUUAUGCCUACCAAGAAAGAGACUUUUUAAAAACAUUAUUUUCAGGAUUCAUGACAUAGGAAUCCAUUAAACACUUGUGCUUUAAUUUGUCCCAUUCCUCAAAAAAUGUUUUUAUCACCUUUAUUUAUUUUUUAUUUUUAUUUUUUGGGAAAAAAAAAAAAGUCCAUGAGAAGGAAAUUGACUUGAAGAUUUUAACCUAAAACUCAGUAAAUAUUCAAUGUAAAACCAUGAUAUGAAUUUUUAGGUACUUGGUACCUUUUUAGGUGGGAAAGACAAGGAGCAACUAUAGCUGGAAAUUCUGUUUUGUUCUGUUUUUUUAUCACCAAAAAGAGGUUUGCUGUCCUCAUCUAGACUGCCUCAUCUUCAGUAUUUGCUGAAUAAGCACCAGUGAUUUUUUUUAUAUCAUAAUAUAUAUGUUUGCAUCUAUCUAAAAGAUUUUAGAUUUGUUUAUGUCCAAGGCCCUCACCAGUAUGAGAGAUGAGUUUAUGUCAGUGUUUGAGCUGUUACCAAGCUAAACAAUCUUUAAAACACACACACACACACACACACACGUACACACACGAAACCAACCAUAUAUACAACACCAACUCUAUAAUCUGCUUAUCAAGUAUACUAUACUAAUUCCAGAGGAUUUAACAGUUUAUUAGAUAAAUGACUUGCAAUUUUAGGAGACCAUAAGCAUACAUUCAAACAUUAUUAUAAAUGAAACAAGACCUUGAUAAUAAUUCGUAUAAUCUAAUUAGCAAAUGUAUCAGUUGUUAAUACUUUUAAGAUACCCAGUAAACUAAAAUGAAAUGUUGGGCUCCAGCAAACAUGUGUGACAGAAGAGAAUCCAACUCCAGCAGGAAAAAAGUAUUUGUGGCAUAUUUAAUGUGGUUCUCUAGUAGUGUCACAGGAAGAUUAGUGACCAGCUGGGGUUAUUAAACCUCAAGUUUGCCUCAUGCUAUUGACAUUAGGCAGCCACUUGGUAAAGCCUGGAGAGUAACAUGUGCCUCAACAGUUAGCACUUAGAGACUGUUUUAACAAGUCUCCAGAUAUGUAUUUACAUGAUAGACCAUACUAACACCUUUUAGUGUUAUCUGUCAAUCAAGAUUUAAUAAUGUUCCUUGAUAAAAUGUAUCUGGUGUUCAUUUCCAUUAGUUACCCUACUUAUUUUGUAUUUUUUAUGUAUUCAUUAAGAAUCCAUGGCCACCUGACCUCUUGGCAGCCUCCCGUACUCCGCACGUGAACCCUUCUUCCCAGGGAUGGGAAGGGGUCAUUUUCACCCUUGUGAAACUGAAAGUUCCAAAUAAUGGAGUCCAAAGACAGUUAAGAAGGGAUCUGCAAAGUCUUCCCCCCAAAAAAGGAAAGGCUUAAUUUAGGCAUUUGGCAACUACCCCCCUCCCAUCUUUUUAUUUUUAUUUUUGGUAAAAUGAUUUUACAUCAGACAGAUAUUAUUAAAAGAUUUUAUUUAACACUCACAUUCAUUUUGUUCUAAAAUGAAUGCUUGCUCAAGAGUCUAAGAAGGCUUCAUGGGAAGAGCAAAGCAAUCUAAGCCAUAUGUAUUGGGCAGGUUGCCAGUUGUUUGCCAAUAUGCCCAAGCCACCUGGCUGUGCAUUCAGCCAAGUAUGCCAUUCCGACCAGCCAGCUUUAACCUCCCGGCUGCUUUUCAGUGCUUAGGAAACUCCAAAGCCUGGGAGCUGCACUUCAUUUCUCCCAUGCCAAUAGUUUUCGCUCAGACAAACCGCACAGCUACACUGACCAGUAACUCACAAACGCCCAUUUUGAAUGAGCUCUCCUUUUGUUUAAAGCACCAUUCACUGGUGUUGAACCAGUGCCAUAAGAUGAGUCUGGAGAUAGCAGACUGAAACCUUUACCCAUAUGCCAUAGACAGACACUUUGAGUGACAAGCAGUAUUUAUUCUCAAGCCUGCAGUGACAGGGUUUUGUGAUUCUGGUUUGCUGAGAUUUAGGUUGACUUUAUUUGCCGCUGGUUUCAAUUUUUAUUUUGGGUUGCUUCUAACUUUUAAGUGUUUGGAAACAUUUGUUCAUUUGGUUUUCCCUUUUUUUGUUUAGUUUAGGAAUGGCUUGUGCUGUCUCAUUAUUUAUCAAGUCUGAUUUCAUCAUCUUUGGCAAUCUAGGUCGGGAAUUGUGCAGCCUUAAAAUUGUCGAUAGAAUCUUGAAGACUGAUUGGUUCUUUUCAGAAGGCAUGAUAAGAGAACGUUUUAUUCCUAAAAGGUGGUAUUCUUCGUUCCAGCAGAUCAUAAGAAGCAUACAGUAUGUUGUCCCUUUUUGCCUUGGCUUGCAAGAAACUCCGCAAUAAAUUUAAUUCUUAACCUCAGUAAAUACCUCAGCCUAGGUUUUUGCCUUCACGACUUCUCUUCUUUAACCCCUGUUGUUUCUUGUUCCUGUGUUUUUCUUUUAUGGCCUGAAAUUUGCAUGUGUUUGUAUAUGCAUGUGUGCAUUUAAUAUAUGUUUGUGAACCAUCUCAGAUCAUUUUUGGAAGGUAGGUGUGAUAACUGAGAAGUAAAUAUCAAUUCAGUGUAGAAACUUUAGUCUAUUCCUAAUUAAAAUCUUUAAAUGGACUUUUCUGGUGUAGUAAGCAGCUGUCCCAGAUUAAUUAUCACAUGUUUUAAAUAAAGGGGGUUGUGAUGAUUUAGGCCUAGAACUUUCAUUAUUAUAAAUUUCCAUGCUAGCCUUUGGACUGGCCAAUUUAUUAUUUCCCAUCAGUAUUGUGGUCUGUACAUUCUCAGCUGAUGCUGUUUCCCUCUUCCUGGCUCAAUGACCACUAUCUCUCAGAUCUUGAAGAUCUGUUUUGGCUUGGCUCCAAUUUAAUCAGUCUGAAUGGAUCCUAUUGAGUAACUUGACUCAUUCACCCUGCUGAAGAGAGUCUGAAUACACUAUUUCUGAGGGUUAAAAAAAAAACAAAAACUAUUCUAAUGUUCUUUUUGAUUAGAAUUGUCAGUCAUUUCAGGAGACACAUGUGAUCUGUGUGUGUGUGUGUGUGUGUGUGUUUGGGGAGUCCAUUUUUCAUUCCAUUAAUAAGACCCUUUCGGAUGGUACAUUUUGGCCAAAGUCCUGUGACACACUCAACAAAGCCCUGAGCAAGGUGGAGUUACACCAGCUCGCAAGAUGGAUAGACAGAGCUGGGGAAAGUGUCCCAGCGGGUUUUUGCAGUCUGUCAGAAGAACUGCAGCUGUAACCACCCAUCUGUGCAUCCUUGGCUUAGACUGGGCUUCAGUAUUGAACACUUAGCCUGUAGAAAGAUGUUCAAAAGGAAUGGAUGGUAUGCUUCAGAUAAUAAUGACCAAAAUGUGACAGGGGUAAUGUUUAAAGAGGAAAACGGUUAUAUUCCACAAACUGUACAGUUUAGCCCUUUGGCACCUCUAAAAUUCUAAAAUUUCUGCAAUAGUCAUUCCUUUGCUUAUUUUCCUGGAUCCUACUAAAAAGAAAUACUACGUUUUUGGUUUAUUUUUUCACAUGUACAUGAAGAUUUUCAGCAUAAUGUUAAAUCCAAAAGAAUCUCAAUGACCAUAUCCAUAGUGUCUUCCCUGAUUCGUGUUUUUAGCUUAUGAGUUAAGCUUUCUGUAUUAGGUAGUUGUCUUACAGAUCUUUGCUCCUGAGCAUUUAUUAUCUCUUCAUUCAUUUUGAAAUACCAGUUUUUCUUUUCACAGCACUGUGUACAACACAGUGAGCUCAAUGAUUCUGGACAAAGAAAAGGUCGUUGAUUAUUUGUAUAUUUUAAGGUUCUUUAUAAAAACCUUAAAAGAACCGUGUAAGAACCCAUUAAUAACCAAGAAUGCAAGUAUUCCUCCCCAAAUAAUAUAAAAUUUCUCCUCCUCUUUUUGAUAUAGGCAAAUCGUAUAUAUCAUUUAUAUUGUAUUUAUGUUUGAUGUAGACAGAUGAAUAGGUUUCAUCUGAAUUGUCUAAAAUAAGUUAUUAAUGAGGCCAGAGUCAAAUAAAAAGCAAACCUGGCAAGAUUCUUUGCCUUAUUGGAUAAAAAAUUUGAUAAUUCCAAUAUACAAAUCAGUCUGAAUUCAAGAGCAUAUCACUUGAAAAGUAUUCUUGGAAAAAUAAAUUGCAGUUGAUCCUUGAACAACACAGCUUUGAACUGUGCCGGUCUACUCAUAUGUGGAUUUGUUUUAUGAUAAAUCAAGUACUAUAAAUGUAUUUUUCUCUUCCUUAUGAUUUUCCUAGUAAUAUUUUCUUUCUUAUAGCUUACUUUAUUAUAGGAAUAAAGUAUAUAAAACAUAAAACAUGCAAAGUGUAACAUAUCGACUGGGUUAUCAGUAAGGCUUUGAACAGGAGGCUAUUGGUAGUUAAGUUUUGGGUGAGUCAAAGUUAUACAUGGAUUUUUGACUGCACUUGGGAGUUGGCACCUCUAACCUCCAUGUUGUUCAGGGCUCUUUCCCCAGUACAACUUCCCAAACCAUUACUCAACCAUAUAUUCUUAAGGAAAAGAAAUAUCUUUUAUAUGUACACUUAAAAAUUUGUUAUGUAUUUACAAGACAGUGAAAUUUAUAUCGCAUUUCUUAAAUAUUUUCCCAUACUCAGCGGCCCCCAAAACAUUAUUGCUGUCCUAGGCAAGAUCCAUGGGCAGCACCCAUUUUUUAAAAAAAAUUCCCUUUAUUUGAUUUCACUGAAGUAGAUGAGCUUAUCCAGCAAAAGUGGAAUGUUAAACCGACCUCAUCUCAAUGAGGAAACAUUUAUGGAUUUAUUUAUUGAGUGCCUACUAUGCUAGGUGCAAUACCCAUCCUUGUCCUAUAGAAUAUACGAUUGACUCAGGAGCCACGUGUCUUUCCUUCCUCCCCAACAUUGAUUUAUUAGCCCUUCAAUCUAAUUUCCUUGCAAAAGUCUUCAAUGUUGAAUUUUCUAUUACAAUCUAGGAUACAGGUGCAAAAACUUUAUUAAAAAUAAUUUUGGACAGGGGCCGCCUGGUUGGCACACAGUCUGUUAAGCAUCCGACUCUUGGUUUCGGCUCAGGUCAUGAUCUCAGGGUCCUGGGAUCAAGCCCCACGUGGGGCUCCGUGCUCAGCGUGGAGUUUGCUUGAGAUUCUCUCUCUCUGUCUCUCUCCCUCUGCCCCUUCCCCCUAACAUAAAUAAGUAAAUCUUUAAAAAAUCAAUAAUAAUUUUGGAUAAAAAGGAUCUGAUAAAAUUCAACAGUGAUUCCAAACCUUUCAAAACUCUUUGCUAACCAGUAACAAAAAGCAGUAUCCUUAACAUGAUAAAAUUAUCUGUCAUAUCAACAGAAGGAAUCCUACUGAAUUAUGAAACAUUGGAGGCAUCCUCACUAAAAUCAGGAACAAAACAAAGAUGACCAUUAUCAAGAUUAUCAUUUAAUGUUCUCCUAGAAGUUUUGGCAAAUAUAAUAAUAUAUGAAUCAGAAAUAAGAGGACUGUUAGAGAAGACAAACUUAUGGCUAUUUGCAAAUGAUAGAAUGAUCUACUUAGAUAAAUAAAGGGUUCAACCAAAAACAUUAUGGAAUUAAUCAGAAAAUUUAGUAGAAUAUCUGGUUAAAACAUAAAUACCCCAAAGCAGUAUAUUUUCAUUGUCUCCAAUAAGAAGCUAGGGUUGAAAAAAGAUCUUGUUCAGGAAAGGAAUAAAAAGUACAAAAUAUCUAGGAAUAACCUUAAAAUAAUUUGGCAGUGAUUUGAUGAAAAAGCCAGCUAUGAAGUUAGUGUCCUGAAUUAUGAAGAUUAAGGGAAUGGGAAAGAAUGGCACCUAAUGGGGUUACCCCUUAUGCAUCUCUCCCAUAUUGCAACCUGGAAGUUAUCUCUUACUCCUCCUUCAUCAUGCCGCAUCUCUCAUCAGCCACCAAGUUUGCCAAGUCAGCCCUCUUAUUAGCAUGCAAAUCGGUUCCCGUCUUGCCCUGCGAUUCCUUUAGUUUUAUUCCUUAUUAUGUCUAACCUACACUAUCUUUGUAGCCACCUCUCUUUGCUCCUAUUCUUUCUUUAUCAUCCAUCCCUUCCACCCAUUCAUGAUGCUACUUCCAGAGUGAUUUUUCCAAAAAAAAACAAAAAAACAAAAAAAGACCACUUCUUUACUGACAUCCCUUCAAUGGCUUCCAUCACCUGCUGUGUAAAUUUCGUGAUUCUCAGCAUUUCAUACAAGGUGCUCUAUGGUCUGGCCUCUCCUCACCCCUGUGGUGUCAUGAGUGCCACCCCACCUUUCACACUCGGAUACACUAGCCUUCAGCUCUCCCAUCCACCUGUGUUGAAAUGCUUGUGGUUUACCAAGGCUCUGUGCUCAUCAGUACCUCAGGGGGGCAAUAGCAGUGUGGUGCCAUUGCAUAUUCUAGUUCCUCUGCUGAGAAUUCUCUCCAUCCAGAUGGCUCCACAGCCUGCAAAACUCCAGGUCCUCUUGCAACACUCAGUGUAUGCAUUGUUUCAUUUGGAAAACCAUUGCAGACACCUUCUUGCAAAGUUAGAGACGGACUUUCUCUGUUCCUUAGUAUCUUUAUAUGCUUCUGUCAUUGCACUUACCACACUAUACAGUAGCCAUGAGUAGCUAGUAACCCCCAUUAGAGUGUGAAGCUCAUUGCAUAUCUAACAUCUGGCACAAUGGCUGGAACAUAAUGGGCACUCCCAUAUUAUUUGUUGAAAUGAAUAUAAAAAGAUCCCUUUCACAGACCUAUAACUCUGAAACAAAUAAUACAUUAUAUGUUAAAAAAAAAAAAAGAUAGUAGGAAGGGAAAAAUGAAGGGGGGCGGAAUCAGAGGGGGAGAUGAACCAUGGAGAGACUAUGGACUCUGAGAAACAAACUGAGCGUUCUAGAGGGGAGGGGAGUGGAGGGAUGGAUUAGCCUGGUGAUGGGUAUUAAAGAGGGCAUGUACUGCAUGGAGCACUGGGUGUUAUGCACAAACAAUGAAUCAUGGAACACUAUAUCAAAAACUAAUGAUGUAAUGUAUUGUGAUUAACAUAACAUAAUAAAAUAAAAAUUUUUAAAAAUCCCUUAACUUUGAAAUUCAUGAAGUUCUAUGUCUCUGACAUAAUUUUAUAGUUAUAUAAUUGUUUUCUGGGACAGUUGCUUUAAAAUUUCUUAGUUUUGUAACAUCUUGGAACUAAACAAUGACUGGACAUAAAAUGUAAGUACAUACAUUUUAUGUCACAGCUAAAGUUUGACAGAUAUUUAAUGUUUUUUUCAGGAAUAAAUAAUAAAGUUUUAUGAGUUAGUGUUUAUACUGUCUGUGCUAAUCAUUUCUUUAUUAGAUGCGUAGAUUAAGGUCAUUAGCUCAUUUGCUGAUAUUUAUAAACAUAUAACAAUGUUUUAUUUAAGCAAAUAAAUGACACAAAAUCAUAGAUAUGUAAAAUUUGGAUCCAUUUAAAAUACUUAUUCAGAUUCUUUUAUGCACUUUGGACUGAAUUUGGUGCUAUUACAUUUCAGAAUGGUAUAAAACAGCUCCAUCAUUAAGAAGGUUGUAUAGAAGAUAAGACUUGCUUACAUACCAGCUAAACCAAGACAAAAACCAAAAGGGUAUUGCAUCUUGAGAAGCCAAGAAUCGUCAGCCCCAUUUUAUAAAUAAGGAAACUGAGGUUCGAGGAAGUUUGGUGAUUUUACUAGCAUCACACCCAGCUGUUAAUGAUGGGCUUGAGGCUGGGACCUAGGUUUUCAGUCUCCUGAUGAAGGGCUCAAAACAGUUUAAAAUGCUAAAAAUUAAUGUAAUGAAUUGGAAACAUGUAAAGCAAGUCCACAAAGAUCAAGGAACAGAAUAGCGAUUUAUGAUUUUUCUAAUUGUUUUCCCCUAUUUUACUUAUGCAUUUACAGAAGUAAAUAUUGAGUAGGUUAUAUCUGAAUAAUACAGCAUGGCAUUUGGGCGGCUCUUUAUUUUGUAGGUAUUCCAGGAACACUAAUUAAUCUCAGUUCAAAAAUACUCCUCUGAAUGAUUGGGCUAGACCCAUUUUAACUAAGAGGGAAAUUAAGCUAUAUAUAUUAUAUAUGUACAUAUUUAUGUAAAGCAUAUUAGAGCACUAUUACAUCAACAUUUUAUUACCGUGAGUUUGGAUGACAUGCUGUAAGUGGUAAAGCCACAAGUGAGUUAUGCAGGUCAUCUCAACUAAAUGCCAAUAAAAUGUUUUUACUGUACCACAUCAUCCGGUAUUCUGCCUAUGCUACAAAUUUAAAGGGAACCAAUUUUAGAAAUUUCCAGAGUUGUAAAAGUUUUUAUUGGCACUGUAUUUCAAACUUGCUGGCCUAUAAUUAUUUGUUCCAUUAAUUGUGGCAAAAAUUAACGGACAGAUUUUUUUAAAAACACUCACGAUAGGGGUCUUUUUUUUUUUUUUUUUUUAACGUGUUUCUUUCAGAUUUAGUCCAGUUCUUCUGGUUUUAAAUAUAAAUGCUUUCUUCUCUCUUCCCUUUUUAUGUAAAUCCUUUCCUCUUUUCUAAAAGCACCUGAAGCCCCAUCUCCAAAGAGCUCUCCUGAGCUAAUGUCACCCCUAAGUUUGAUUGUUUGAUCUCAUUUUUCUAAACGCUUGCUUUCACUUACUGUUCGUAAAUUCAUUUGGAAAAAUUUUUAAUUGCUUUCUAACCACUUUUAGUUGUAGUUUAUUGUUAAAUUAUUAAUUUAUAAUUUAUCAUUAUUACACUGUUGAAUGCAUACUAUCUUCCCAAAUAGAUUCUCAGCUCUUAUAGAGUGUAUUCUAUGCUUUCAUGCUGUCCCUGGGCUCUAAGGCAGUAUUUUGUUUGUUUGUUUUUACUGUCCUUCUUUGUUUCCUCCCUUACAGUUGAAUGCCUACCAUUUUCAUGUUUAAGCUCUAUGUUGGAUACUGGAGAUGAAAGGCUGCCUAGGAAAGAAGAUAUAGACAUGAUUCUCAAACUGUUGUGUGCAUAACAAUCCCUUGGAGAGAAUUAUUAAGCAGGCAUAGUUCCAAGAUUCACACCCAGAGGUUUUGGCCAGGGACACAAAGAUCUAUACUUCUCAACAACAGGUGCUUCAGAUGCAAGCAGCCCACAGACUUGGAGAAACCCCAGUUUAUAGGCAAUGGGAGAAAGUUCCCUAAACAGAUCCUCAUAAUACUAUACUCUUAAAAAAAGUCCUGUGAUAGCAACAUGCUCCAGCUCUUGAAGGAGCCCAGUGGAGGGACAUCUGUGGGAACUGGAGAAGUCAGAGGAGUAAUGUCAUAGUUGGUGCUUAAUACUUGCUCUAUAAAUAAAUGAAUGAACAUUGGAAUUUAGAAUUAGGCUGAAGUGGUUGAAAUCGUGGGGCUUGACUUCUCAGAGCCCAAGGGAAGUGACCAUAGGUUGGUGUAUCCCCAAUGCCAUUUCCAUUAAAUUGGUUUCAGUAGUUCUUGGCAUAAUUGAUUAUUUUCUUCUGAGAAUCCAUCGGUAGAUGCACAGGGAGCUGUGAAGCCGUCUUUGAACUCUUAACUUUUUCUCAUUUUAAGCAAUGUGGACAGAAGGGAAAGAAGAGUCUGCCCUUGUUCCUAGUGCUUUGAAGGGCCAGUUUCACAGGGACCUGAUAUAAACAGGGUUUCUCAGUUUUGAACCCUAGUUCUGCAGUUUUGAAUGCUUGAUGCUGAUCCAUCCUUGCAUUAAUUCUGUGGGUACAUGUGUGCCCUCUCUGUUCUCUGUUCUCUUCUAUGAGCUGGAAUGUCUGUUCUCUUCUUCUGUCUCUACACACCUAUCAUGGUGCUUGGCCCUUUGUUAUCCCUUCACAAUACUGGCAGAUCAACAAAACGCAUCCCUCAGAGAGGCCUCUGGUACCUAGCUGCUGCCCGAGCAAUAGAGGCAGUAUCUAACCACUUUAGGUAAAAAAAAAAAAAAAAAAAACCCAAAAAAUAAAGUUUGUGCUUUUCAUGUUACCCAGAGAGCUGUCACUGUUCCCGCCUCUCUAGCUCUGCUGCUUUAAUAGUCCAAGAGCUGAUGAAUUUCCAGUUACUCAAGAAGACUGACUAUGUAUUUUGACUGCCGGUACUUCCAGAAUGAGAUUUUCACUAAAAGACAAGAAGGAAUAAUUUGUGUUACAAUAUUUGUACGUUUUUUGUUUUUAAAGAUGACCACAACGGGGUUGUUUCCUGGACAUAGAGCCGUUAACAGUGACAGCCGUCCUGGGUUUCUGCAAACCUGUGAAGGCUAUGACAUCUGUCUCUGGUUUCCCUGGCUUCGUAUUUGAGUCCCUCCCUCCCCCUGGUGGGUCCUCUCUUAAACAGAGUCAAGUCUUUAUACCCCUUAUAAGACUCCACUCACAAGAAAGAAGCUGUUCCCACUAACGGAAGUUACAACUCGUGCAAAGGAUAUGGUAGACAGGAGGACCAGUGUCUGUUGAGCGAAUGAAGGAAUAGAACAACUCCAUGACAAGCAAUUUAAAAAGGGUGAAAAAAAGCUGAUUUAUCAGCUUGUAAUUUCAUUUGUAAGAACGGAAGGGGACUGGGUCCCCCCACUCAAUUGAAGAUUGCUUUGCAGUUAUGUAGACAUUGUUUUGGGGGGGUUAGUGUCUGAUGAUGCAGAUUAUAGAUCGGGGGAAGGACGUUCCCUUAUUCAUAUGGUUGCUGAACUUCCCUUCCCUCCCUUUAGCUCCUGCCUUGGGACAGAACACUGGGGCUGCUCUUAUGUUCUAAUGCUGAUUCAGAAAACAUUAAAAACAUCCUGAAAUGGCCAGUUCAUCUGCAUCCAAUGCAGGGUAUACUUACCAUUUCAGGAAAGAUCCAUCCUUAAGAAGAAGGUGGGAAAAGGGGGCAGAGAAGUAAUUUUCUUUAGGUCAAUGUCAACAUGAGAACAGCUAUUCUGCUUAGAACUGACGGACACAGUCAUCAUUCGAGAGCAUUCUUCGGUUAAAUAGGUGUGAAGUGGAGGGAGUACUUUUGAGUGUACUGCCAAGUGGGGUCCCCAAACAUAUGGCACAAGAUAUCCUGGAACAAGGAGCUUAAAAGCUGCUGCUUUUAAGGCGGGUGUUGUAUAUGAUGUUUAUAUUCUUUCUUUGAUGUGAGUUGUCACAAUGUACUUUAUCACAUCCAAACCAUGAGUCGUGAUCCUCACCUACAAGAAUGUUAUCUAGACAAAGACAUAGAAAAGCCUAAAGUUGUAGGGCUCACAAACACCUUCACGCCAUCCCUUGGUCUACUAGUCAAACUUGGAUACCUUUUAACUGUUCCUAGAAAGGAGUUUUCUUAGAAAGGACCUAUUUCUUGUUUCUCAUCAUUCAAUUUCUUUAUUUUUGUAACUCCUUUCUUUUCCCUGUUGUUGAUUAGUUGACAGUGACUCCGUGGAUGCAUUUACUCUGUUAAUGUGUGAAGGGUACAGCCCAGGACUGUGCUUUUUAGUCUACGGGCAGUUAGUGUCCACCUCUCUCAUUAGGUCCAGCUCAAUGAGCAAUGUCAAUCACUCCUGCUUUUCAUCAGGGAGAAAACCUUAAAAAACUUAACCCUUAGAAAAAGAAAACAGGGGCGCCUGGGUGGCUCAGUUGGUUAAGCAACUGCCUUCGGCUCAGGUCAUGAUCCUGGAGUCCCGGGAUCGAGUCCCGCAUCGGGCUCCCUGCUCUGCAGGGAGUCUGCUUCUCCCUCUGACCGUCCUCCCUCUCAUUCUCUCUGUCUCAAAUAAAUAAAUAAAAAAUCUUAAAAAAAAAAGAAAAGAAAAGAAAAAGAAAACAAAAAACACAACUCUUUGAAGCCAUAGCCAGUGACUUUUUCAGGUUUGUAUCCCAGUGCCCAAGAUGUUUACUAAUUGUCGCAUCAAUGAAUUUAAUAGGCAUCUAAAAACUUUGUUUUCAACUCCAGUCUAAUAUAAGAUCGCAGAGGGCAAGGAGUUUUGUCUGGUUCACUGCUAUACCCAUAGCACCUAGAAUGCCGCAUGGUGCAUGGUGUGGUAGAUGCGCCUCUCCUCACCAUCCCCAGUGCUGAAUGAAUGAAUGAGUUGAAAGCAUUCCUUAACCCUCAAAACAGUCAAUGAUGUGGUCAUCUCUAAUCCAUAUUAUUGAGAACCUCAGACUCACAUAGCCAUGUUCUAAGUAAAAGCUUUUACAUAAUUCUACAAAAUACGUAUACUUAUUUUUAUAAUUUCUAAGUCAUUUUAUUAAACCAAAGCUAAUAAAAGAAACUUAUCUUUGUUGGGUUAUAUUAGUGAUAGCCUUAGUUAUUUUGACAAUCAACUAAUAAAUUCUUAAGUAUCUAUAGUGGGCAAAAUAUUAGAAAUGGAGUUCAGAAAAUUCACAAAAGUCUUAUGGGCAGAAUAGGUAAAAGCAACCAAAUAAAUAAGACUCAUUGUUUGAUUUUUUUUUUUUAAGUAACAAAAUCAAUAAGAGGUAAGCCAGAUCGUUUUUUUGUUAGUUAUACAAGUUUAUUUUUUUCUUUCCUCUCACUAUUUUCAAAUAUAAAUUCAAAGGGUGGAAUAUUCUGUAAGUUUCCCACAUUCUUAUUUUCAUUCCUGUGUGUGCCCCAGGAUCUUGGCUUACCAUUAUCACUUUGCUGUGCCUCAGCUUUCCCAGGUGUAAGACUGGCCUGACAGUGCUCAUCUCCUAGCCAGGGGGGUAUGAGACUUAAUUAGCAAACAGCUGGAAAACCCCUUGAGAUAGCUCUGUGAGUCAGAAUGGAAGUGCAUUGUGAUUAAUCAUUAUUAUUAUUGUUACUAUUUUUAAAUGGCUCAGAGCCAUCUCUAAAUUUAAUAGUAAAAUGAAUGCAUCUAAUAAUUCUUUCCAUGUACAUGAUCUGUGGUCAUGCAUUUCACAAAUUAAAUGGCAGAAUACUUGUAGGAUAUGAUUAUAAUGAUCCAAGUAAAUGAUCCUCAACCAAUUCAAAAUUACAUGAUUAAGACCCCAAGGAGCUAAAGCAAGCACUUCGCUUUCUUACCUUUCAGCUUCUCAAAUAACCCAUUUUGUGUAAAUUUAUGUGAAAGGGAAAAAUUAGCUUUUUGAAAUUAUCAACUUGGAACUUUUCUGUGUAAUUAGCUGGGAAUUUCGGAGUGGGUGGGUCAAAUAAAUCUAUCUGUCACACCUUGUCUAUCAUAUACGUAUAAGUUGUUUCAAAUAUGAUUGGCUUCGCUUCCUAUCAGUUGUUGAGUCGAAUUUAAUUUGUGAACUCUUGAAGUCAGAGAUCUUCAAAUACCACCUGAAAAAGAUAAUCAUAGGUUUUAUUUGUCUCCUUCUGUAUCCUUCUCUCAAGAAACGCUUUUGGGUCUGAGUUAGGUUAUGUUGCAGGUCAAUGAAGAAUUGGCUUCUACUGCAGAUUGUACGCCUUUAGCUUGAAUUAUCGCAGGCAGACAUCCUGGCUAGCUGCAAUGCAAAACUCAGAGGGCUCAUGGCCGGGAGGACCUACGCUUGGCAGCCCACUAAGUUGGAGAGGAGAAAAGAAAAGGGAAAUUCUAUCUUUUCUGGUGCGUUUCCCCUCCUGGUUUCCCCACUAAAAAUCAAUAGCAUGGUCGAUAGUUGGUUUUGAGUUGUUCGCUACAUGAUGGAGUUUUUCUGAUGUCAACCUUUGGUGUCUGGGCUUCAGACAUUAUAAUGUAUCAGGGAAGGUUUGAUAGCUGCCACAGCCCUCCUGGGUUACAUUUUAUUCCCUGUGACAGCUUUGGUAAUAUGAAGGGGGAAGUACAGAUCAAUUUUUACACCAUAUAGUUGUUGGGGGAAAUUUUUUUCUUCCAUGAAUUGAUUAUUCUUUUACAAAUUCACCAUAUUUAUGUAUUUUUCUUCUAAACAGCAGAAGCUACUAAAAUGAGGUCUUUUUGUUAAAGAAUAUUUUAAAAUACAAAGCAAUUCAAGCCUUUCUUGAAAUUGUUAAGGCCCAGUUGUGUCCUGUUUAGAAUUUCUUAGAUUCUCUUGGCAUGACUUGGAAUGAUACUUUUAAUUUUAAAUGUGUACGUUUGGGAAAACCUGGUGUCCUUUUCUUAGCAAUACUCUGGAAUGGUGAUAUUAGGAAGAAAAUGUCACAGUGUCAACUAUAGUGCUUGUGUGGUUCUAAUGCAGAUUUUGGGUUCUUUGAAACAAUAUGGUAGCCUUUAUGGAUAUUGAAUAAUUAUGGAUGAUGAAGAAUCAUUACAAAUUAUGUCUACCACAAAGUUUCAAUUUUCACUGGAGUCCUUUCUGUUAAACGUCUUGCUCUGUGGGUUAGCAAAUCAUUAAAUUUUCUCUUCUGAAAAUAAUAGUUGAAGUUGCUUACCUAUCUUCUCUCUCAUUCGAAUAUUUCUUCUUCUUCAACACCGUAACUCUUAUCAGAAUUGUUCUUGAAAAGCUUUAAGGUAACCUCUAGUCUAUUCAGUGAGUACAAGAUAAUAAAGUUGCAUUUGUAAAAUGUCUUCAAGUUUUGAAAGAUCAAUUCCUAAAUGGAAUGAAAAUGUUUCUGUAAAAUUGUGUUGAGACAGCAUUAUAGAAGUGCAAAUGCUAGGUCUUUAAAAUAUUAAAUUCAUUUAUUUGAAAUACUGUCAAAUAUUUGAACAAUAAUAUUUAAGCAAGAACACUAGAAUCAGGCCUCUUACUCUCAGACAGUGUUAGAUAUCCAUCAUGCUGUAUUAAUUGAAAGGAUUUGGUAUAAUCUCAUAAAGAAACAGGCAAACUCUGGGCUUUCCUCUCUAGUAAAAAUAUAUCAUUCAUGUCUUCCAUUACUGUGCUAUAAUUAUGGUAAGUGAAGCAGAACGGAAUCAAUAGAGCAAUUUAUCAAUGCAUUCUAAAGUAUGCUAGCACCGUUUACGUCAUCUACUGCAGAUACUGUCAUUCAAUAAAGAGACAUCUAAUAGUAUCAAGACUUAAGACUGAUCCAUUUCAGCAUAAUGUUUUCCCAUGUAAUGCUCUAGUUUUGAUCAUGGAUUAAUGAAUUGUUUCAUUUGUAUGGUAUUAUGUGAAGUAAAAUAUUUCCUGAAUUAAAUUUCACUAGAAAUUUAGAAAUUCAGUCUUCAAGUUCAAAAAGCACUGCAACAUUAUAAACAUUGGAAAUAGUGCAUGGAUUUAGCCCUUUUUAGGUGCUACUAUGAAUUAUAUCAUAGUUAGAAAUAGAAUACAAGCUGGGUGUCCCUCUUACCCCAAGAUGCAUUAAAAUUUAAAUGACAAAUAUUUGGCUAGGGAUAUUAUUUAAUGACUUCAGAUUUUUGUCUUUUGUCAUCACAAUAUUCAAAAUUAUUUAGGCUUUAUCUUCAUAAAUUUAUGAUUUAACUAUAAUAGUGGAUUCAUAGAAAGGUUGGUUUUUUUUCCCCAUAGAUUUUUUUUCAUAAAACCAUAAGCGAUAUGGCCUUUUUACCAUAAACCAUUCCCCCAUACUAAUGUGAUAUUAAAUCAUCAUGAUGCUGAAGGGGAGAUACUAAAUUGUAUAUUAAAAUGCUAUGUAUUUCAGUAUGGCAAAGAUAUUUCAGAUUAUUAGAUUAUCAUUCUCCUUUUCCAUCCGGUGGUGAAAUUAUCAUUCAAUAUCAUUUUAGUUAAUUCAGCCUUCUGUAAAACUGUAUAAUCUGGUGAUGAUGCCAGAGUUAUACCAAUGCAAAAUUAUCAUUUGUAUUUCAGAUUUGUAGCCAUCAAAAAAUGUUUUCAGGGACAGAACUUAUUUUUCAUCAAGUUACAACCACUGAAACUGAGGUGAAGUUGAAUAUAACAGCAUUCUCAGAAAACAUGUGUAACUCCUGAUUUUGGAAAAGUGCCGUCAUGUACGAGUGUCUCCUUUUUGUUUUCUUUUACGCAAGUUCUUUAGGUUGCUUUUUUUUUUUUUUUUUUUAAGGUAAUUUCCUUACCAAAGGAAGAGUCCUGCACUGCAUGACCCCUUAAGAUAGUUGCCAUGAACUCAUAAAACGUUAAGCGGGACAUAGUCUGAAGUUGUGGGAUCAUCUUCUGGAAUUAUACUCCAUGGGGCGGGAUGACAGCACUUCUCCCUUCCAUUUUGUAUCUUGCAUUUGAACGGACCUGUGGGUGUCGCGAUGUCGGUCGUGACCACGUGUUCGGCCACCGCUUUCAUUCUUGAUACUUUCCACUUUCCUGCUCACUGGUGCCCACCCAGUGUUGAUUUUUAGGAACCUGUCUGCUGAAGGGCUAAAGAGUCAGCUUUUAAGCUGCUCUAGCGCGAGGUAUCGAAGAGAAUUUGAAUGUCAUUUACCCCGGUGAAGAUGUCCUGACUUAUUUUGUUGGCAAGGCCCCCUGAGGGUGGUUCUCCCUGGCACCCCAUUGUCUAGUUUCACGGGACUCUUCCUAACCAGCGUUCCACGCACACAGCGUCCGCGAACUCUGAGGGCUCGCCAAGCAAAUCCUCAAAAUGGUUGCCAAGCUGUAAGAUGGCUGCCAAGGUCUGAGCACACCGACCAGCUCAAAAUGGUGACCAACUUCUCAGGGUCUGUGGCUCACGUUCCCCUACUGCCACCCCCCCCGCCCGCAAAUACCACCCAAAAGGGACGGAGGGGGGAAAAAAAAACAAACCCGAAGAUGCAAGACUUGGCACCAGCUCCUUGGCACGAGUGGUUAUGGUGUCAUCCAGAGAUUCAAGUAGUCACCGUGUUCUCCUUGUUCCACAUGCUUGGCGGAGGACUGUUGAGGGGAACACGUGAGGUGAAAACACCGCCGCCGAACCGCACGGCCGUUUUCUCUACCUCAUCUAAUACGCACCAGACACCUAACUGAGAGGGGGGCCUGGGGGAAGCCCAGACAAGGCAGUGCUUUCCAAGAGCUUCGUCAACGAGACCGAGGAGAGCGUUACCCGAGACUUCAGGCUGUGCCUUUUUGUACUGCUUGCCUGAAGUGGCACAAACUCUACAUACAACAGGUUUAGGAUUUAUUUUAGUUUUGCAUUUGUUUACUUAAGUUUACAGCAAUUGCUUUCUGGCAGUUGUGCUACUUAGCAGAUUGAAAUAAAAUCAUAAGGGCGAAUUAAAACAUACUGCUGUGAGUGCUGAUUAGAAUUUUAGCUUAGUGUAAAUACCGGAUGCAGGGUCCAACUUUUCAGACACUUGGCAUGAGCUCAAUAGGGAUCUCCACGCUACACAGGAGACAGUGUGUGUGUACUUGGAUGCUUUUAAAAUUCUUGGAUAGGUGGAGCAUACUACUUCUGCUGGCAUGUUAGUUCAUUGUGCUGGCUGGCUGCAUAAUGUGCUUGGGUUCCAAGGUAGAUGGAGAAGCUGGGGGAAAGGAUAAUAGAGGAAAAGAGUCUGCACUUGAAAAACAAAGCCCGGAGAAAGGGAUUUUAAUUAAUCCCCACGCAGUUUUCACUGUGUUUUGGUUGUUAGGUACAAACAACUAACGCCAGACUUAGUUGAAGAACUGUGGAGCUUGUGGCAAUUUGAAGAAUGCUCCGAAAGGGAAUGUAUUUCUGCAGCUUGUUAAAGUUUUCCUCCGUGUGACGCUUUAAAAAAUAUCCUGGUGAGUUAACUUCUCCAGGCAGGUGGUUGACUCAGUGAAUGGCUGGCAUUAAGUCUUCUGUUUCGUAUCAGCUGUGGACUGGGUUUUCCAUUCUGGUGAAACCUGAAUUCCUAACGAGGGUUUUUUAAUUGGAAGAGUAUUUUGUUUAAUUCUUAAGUAGCAAAAAGCGGGUUGUCGGGAAGGUGGUGGUUUCACGUCCGUUAGUAGAAUCAGCUAGCGAUACUAUUAUAGGAAAUAGUGUCUGUAGUUGGAGCUUUUGGAAAUCUGCAGUUUUAGGAGGGGUUCAGUCAUGGAGCCCUCAGGAGAUGAGAUGUAUACCUGGCAUACUCUACUGUAAGAGGUAGCCAAGAAAGGUCGCUUUUCAAUCCCCUUUUUACCGAUUUUUCCCUUGCCAUUUAGUCAACAGUGUUUGCAGCUAAGACUCUGGUAAGUUCAUUUCUAGUCCUUUCCCUGGUGGUAGACAGUUAUCAGCCAAGACCUGCUCAUUCAAUAGGUGAAAACAAAUGUUAUUGACAGUGCUGAAAUCUGAACUCUGCAUCCUUCAGUGUAAAAGAUCAAUGCCAUUAAGAUGCUUUCACUCUGGAGAUUUCAACAUAGAGCUCCAUAGGAUAGGCAUUUAGAGGUUAGCUGGGCAAAUGGGUGAGAUGAAAGUUGCGUAGCAGAUCCUUCGGUACAUAUUUACAGAGUACAUUGGUGAUGUUGUAUGAUAUUACAAAUGUUAAGGUAGUUUGAUUAAGAGUCUUUCUUGCUGAUUCUUAUAUAUCUUACUAUGAACUGGUGACAGGGAACUCGAGUAUUUCUUUUUAAAUUAAAAAUCAGGAGACCAGGCCUCUUUAUAGUAAAUCAAAGUACCUCUUUAAUCUUCAAGUUAGGAACAUAUAAAUAGUACUAAUUAUUACCUGUCCUUUUUUCCUAUUCUAUUACAUGUUAUUCAUUGGCAGCUUAUUUAGGUGAGUAAUAUUAUCGCAGCAAAGGUAAAAAUUAAAUCAUUUAAAUUUUUUUUUACCUUGUUCAUAGCGGAUUAUAUCUAUGAAUAUGUAAGGAAGUGAAUUGUUUCAAAUUGCCGGAAACAUGAGAUAAUUCUAAAAUUUACAGUAUAAAAUGCCAAUCAGGCAAUGUCUAGGGAGAUAGAGUAAGGGAUAUUUUUGGAAAUUCUCGAAGAAUUCAUCAGCAUUCUUGCUUACAUGCAGAGCCCAGUACUUUUUCAGUAUUUUAAACCUUUAUUUAUUUUGCCAUUGUGAGAUGCAGUCCCCAUUUUAUUUAUUUAUUUUUUUUUAAGAUUUUAUUUAUUUAUUUGACAGAGAGAGACACAGCGAGAGAGGGAACACAAGCAGGGGGAGUGGGAGAGGGGGAAGCAGGCUUCCCACUGAGCAGGGAGCCCCAUGCAGGGCUCGAUCCCAGGACCCCGGGACCAUGACCUGAGCCGAAGGCAGACGCUUAACGACUGAGCCACCCAGGCGGCCCCGUAGUCCCUAUUUUAAAUUGAAUUGUAAAAUCUUUUCUUCAGGAAAUUUAUCUGUUUGUCCUUCCAAAGUGAGUAUUUUCAUUCAAAAGAGCUGUCUGUGUUUUAUAAUUUUUGCGGCGAUGUGUUUGGCCUUGUACCCUCUUGUACGUAGUACGUGUGUAUAAUUAGGACGUGGGGUGGGUGUGUGUGCUCGUGUCUACCCGAGUACGUAUAGAGAUAGAAAUUUUACUUUCUAUAUAGUAGCUUUCUGCAUAGGGCAACCCAAACAGCUGUUAUUCCUUUUUAUAGCUUCUUUAAUCUCUGUGCCAACAAGUCAGUUUACAAAAUCUGUUUUGUUGAUCGCCGCUGUGAUAAUAAUUGUGGUGUUUUGUGGCUUGGCAAAACGCUGGGGUCUCCUCUGAGGACUCUUGCCAAAGGCUUUGAAGGGGUUGAGGUGAA
Messenger RNA from Mirounga angustirostris (Northern elephant seal), 37813 nucleotides. It is a transcript of the gene NFIA, whose product is annotated as nuclear factor I A. Gene Ontology annotation, molecular function: DNA-binding transcription factor activity, RNA polymerase II-specific; RNA polymerase II cis-regulatory region sequence-specific DNA binding. The transcript has 4 exons. Gene Ontology annotation, cellular component: nucleus. The coding region runs from base 612 to 1310 and encodes 232 amino acids. Gene Ontology annotation, biological process: regulation of transcription by RNA polymerase II. The record is from RefSeq and is a predicted model, not a curated record. NCBI's taxonomy places the organism in Eukaryota, Metazoa, Chordata, Mammalia, Carnivora, Phocidae.